AAUCCAGGUGGUCUACUCUUUUGGUUUCUUUCCCUUUGCUUUUUUUUUUCUUGGGGGGGGGGGGGUGUUACCAAUCCCUCGAGUAUCAAAUAAAACCAGUCUCUCCUCCAAGCUAUUUGGUCACAGCUGCUGCAACAAUGGCAGCUCCUACUUCAUCAAACCUCAAGUGUUUCAAAUUCAUUUUCAUUGCCAUAUUCUGCUGCAACGUUAACUCAGGGAAUUCUCAGAAUUUCCCCGCACAAUCCCUUGCAAAAGCGUUCUUUUGUUUCAACAACAAAUAUAUUUAUACUGGCUGCGACGAGGCUUAUAGAUUGAAUGAGAGUGGUAACCUUAACGUACCACGUGAAGCUACUGACAUCUUCUGCAAUGGACCUUGCUUUGCUGAGACACAGUUAGUGCUUAAAUGUGUUGACAACAUUUUAUCAGACUUCAUAUUUUAUAACAAGGCCACCAUUGGAGACGUCACAAAUGUACUCCAUGCUGGUUGCAGCUACACAAACAGAAGAGGGAAUUUCGAUGUGGGAGAUUAUUUUCAGGGUGAAAUAAGCGAGGCACCAAGAUUGCGCAGCUUUAUCAUCAGCUUGUCUACAUUAACACUAAUCAUUGGCUCUUUUAUGUUUUAGUCUUAUAUCUGCUCUACGGCGAAUUGGCAUUGUAUAACAUGCAUUAUUUCUAAUAUAUAUACACAUACUGGCGGUUCUUUCCAAGUUAUAUGAACAAUAAAAUAGAUUUUGUCUGA
This is a messenger RNA of Gossypium raimondii (Peruvian cotton), 739 nucleotides long. RefSeq lists its product as uncharacterized. The record is from RefSeq and is a predicted model, not a curated record. Bases 138 to 623 code for a protein of 161 amino acids. The transcript is spliced from 3 exons. Lineage: Eukaryota; Viridiplantae; Streptophyta; Magnoliopsida; Malvales; Malvaceae.